Messenger RNA from Xiphophorus couchianus (Monterrey platyfish), 1251 nucleotides. RefSeq names its product cell death-inducing p53-target protein 1 homolog. Gene Ontology annotation, molecular function: zinc ion binding. NCBI's taxonomy places the organism in Eukaryota, Metazoa, Chordata, Actinopteri, Cyprinodontiformes, Poeciliidae. The transcript has 6 exons. The record is from RefSeq and is a predicted model, not a curated record. Bases 243 to 1148 code for a protein of 301 amino acids. Gene Ontology annotation, cellular component: cytoplasmic side of late endosome membrane; cytoplasmic side of lysosomal membrane; nucleus.
UUAGCUGGCACACAUCAACAGAGUGUGUUUCGCCUUAACCAUUGCUCAGUGUCAGAUAAAUAGGACGCUCUGGUUGUUGUGACUCCUCCUGACCAUCUUUCAAGACAUUCAGCAAAUCCAUCCAAAGGUCUUCAAGGUCCUGCUCAUUCACUUAAUCUUGGAGUCUCCUUGAGUCUUGAUGUGAGUUUUCCUCAACAGGAGAAUUCUCAUUGCCAAACUCCCAUAAAGCUUUGACUGAUAAAAUGAAAAAAGGUAACGGACCUCCUCCAGAUACUGAAGGUACUUCAGAAAUUCCAGAUAUCCCAGCGCCACCAUAUCCUGGCCCGCCUUUGGACCCCAGUGUGCUCACCAGUCAGCCUAAUCCUGUUGGUCAUCCUGCUGCUCAGAAUAAUGCUCAGUACGACAACCAGCCAGUGUCCAAGUUUGUUCAUCAGGAACAUUCCCAGGAUGUUAAUCAGAAGAAUCCUCAGCCUGUUGAUCAGGAAAGUGCACAGCCAGUUCCUCAGCAAUACCCCGAACCUGGAGCUCAGCAAUACCCCCAACCUGGAGCUCAACAAUACCCCCAACCUGGAGUUCAGCAAUACCCUCAACCUGGAGCUCAGCAAUACCCCCAACCUGGAGCUCAACAAUAUCCCCAACCUGGAGUUCAGCAAUACCCUCAACCUGAAGCUCAGCAAUAUCCCCAACCUGGAGCUCAACAAUAUCCCCAACCUGGAGUUCAGCAAUACCCCCAACCUGGAGCUCAGCAAUACCCCCAACCUGGAGUUCAGCAAUACCCCCAACCUGGAGCUCAACAAUACCCCCAACCUGGAAUUCAGCAAUAUCCCCAACCUGCUCAGCAACCAGUUGUGCAGAAUAUUGCCACAAUACAACAAAAUCAGCCUCUUCACUCAGGUAACCAGGUGUUCUUGGUGCAACACUUGCCUACUGACGUUGCUGGAAGUAUGCUUUGUCCGCAUUGCAAGAACACUGUUGUGACUUCGGUUGAAUACAAAGUGGGCAUGCUAACCUGGAUCAUUUUUGGAGUGCUGUUUUUGUUUUUCUGCUGGCCGUGCAGUUUCAUUCCCUUCUGCGUGAAUUCUUGCAAGGAUGUCCAGCAUUCCUGCCCACAGUGUAACAACGUCCUGCACCUCUACAAACGGAGGUGAAAUCCAUCAGUGCCUGACACGUAUGCUGGACAUCCAUUAAGAUGGACUGUAAAUACAUUUAUUCAGUUUUCCUGAUGUCUUUUAUUAAGCUGUUAAAACGUGA